Paramacrobiotus metropolitanus is the source of this 2042-nucleotide messenger RNA. RefSeq lists its product as uncharacterized. Bases 232 to 1854 code for a protein of 540 amino acids. NCBI's taxonomy places the organism in Eukaryota, Metazoa, Tardigrada, Eutardigrada, Parachela, Macrobiotidae. The transcript has 2 exons. The record is from RefSeq and is a predicted model, not a curated record.
UCCUGCUACACAUGCGCGUCGUACUGCUAUAAAAUAUUUCAGCCACUAUUCUUGGGCUCUGUAUUAAGGGACACCAUCAAUGUACAAGUAGCAAACUCACAGCACAUAAUGUUUUUGUGUUGAUGUUUUCUAAAGGGAAUCGUUUUACUGCAUAAACCUGCCUAAAUUUUGGUACUAUCGUUAAUUUCACUGGUUGCAUGAACACCAGCAUCCAGUGGUAAUCAUCGGUUAAUGAGACCAGGCCAUUGCGCCGCCAUUGACAACGUUAAUUUGCUUCGACACCACAAUAUACGUAAUAUGGAGGUCCUUAAUAAGGAACAAUUAACGCAGUUAUCCCAGCAAAUUUCCAAAGAUUUUCCGUGGGCGCUAGCGGAUCUACCACUUGCUAAGGAACUGGAAGAGUUGCAGUUGUCCAAGCCAAGCGAAGAUAUACAUCCGGGUGAGGAUGAGGAAGACUUUCACUUCACGGAAGUCAAUCUGCUUAUUCUCGGUGAAGAAAUCGAUGCGGGGAAAUCCAUCUGGAUCAGCGGAUUCGCAAGCUCUUUAACAUGCUCAUCCUUGGAUGAAGCUUUAAAUAAACCCGGUAUUCGUAUUCCGCUACAAUUUGAAAUCCUGGAUCCAUGUUUCUGCAAACAUGUGGUUUCCAUUGGAUCCAGCAGCGAUGAGAACGCUACCGUGCCCUUUGCGGGUACGGUCACCUUCGGGACCUACCCUGCGAAAAAUACUGGCCGCAUUAUUCGAAUGCUAAGCCCACUCUCCGUUCGGGACGGUAACGAUACGGCCGAAAAAUAUCGGAGAACCGAAGCAAUCGUGAAACAUUUGGGCACAUUCGGAGAGCUUCACGGCAUCUGCAUUUUACUGAAAUCUGGUACUGGUCUGACGCCAGCGCUGCAAGAGUUAUUAAGCGUCGUUCUGGGUCGCCUACACCGUGAUGCCCGUCGCCAUAUCGUCUUCGUGUUUACCGACGCGGGAUCGCCAAUCAAUCUUCCAGUGGAUACUGUGGCAAAACUAGAGGAAUUGCUUGCGGCCGGUGUCGAAUUCCAUCGGGAAACCUUGUACUGCUUCGACAACGAUGUGUUCCGGUGUAUGCUAGCGCUGCAAAAUGGAGUCGAGAUCGGUGCCGUCAUGAUGAAAGGCGUGUCGAGUUGUUGGGCAAUCGCUGCUGACGAAGCCGAGCGUUUAUUAAAGCACAUAGAAGCGCUGCCUCCGUAUAAGACCGAAGCGACGCAACCGAUUGCGAUGGCACGAGAACUGUAUGAGGCAAUUGUUGAAAUGAUCGCGGCCGAGUCGUGGGCUAGUGAAUUUGUGCCGGUCGUUAAACAGAGGAUCCUGCAGGAUAAAUUAGCGGAGAUCGAAAAAGCCAAAACAGAGCGAGACGAGCUGCGCCGCCAAACGGAAAUCAAUCCACAGGCUGAAAAGGUACGCCGGUUAUUGGAGCAGAAAGACCAAGAAAUUGCCAAGGACGAGAGUAUCGCCGCCAGCCUUCCGCUGAACCAGCCCACCGUUUUCGACCGGCGACAACGGGAAGAGAUGGGGCCAAUGCUGCUUGUGGCGGCUAAGGUGCGGGUUUUCCUAAAAGAAUUCUGCGCUGUGCCAGGGAAGGACACCAUGGAGCAGCUGCUGAUGGAUCUGGUGGCAGCCGAAACGGAGAAAGUGGCCUCGGGAUCCAGUCGAGAUAAGCUGAGCAUUCGUCAGCACGACUUAAAAGAAUACCGGGUGUAUUUGAUGUUUUGGAAUGAGGAGAUUCGGACUAAGAAUCCCCACCGCGUAACGAUGGAAGCCAUUCGGGCGGAUGUUAAAAUACUCAAGACUUUCCCGAAUAAUGGCCUCAUGUUCAGGGAUUUUGCGUUGUGAUCCUGGUCUACCCUUUACGCUUUCCUUGUUUCAAACUGGUAUUGCACAACACGGUGUAAUAAUGUUUUGUCAAAGGAAGCAUAAUGCAUGCUGCAUGAACAAUAAUUUUUAAAAUGGUCACAGUGGAUUUAUAUUAAUAGGGUUUGUAUUCUGAAGCCUUCACAUUAGUACAAACUGCACGGUUAUUA